This is a messenger RNA of Procambarus clarkii (red swamp crayfish), 624 nucleotides long. RefSeq lists its product as uncharacterized. The record is from RefSeq and is a predicted model, not a curated record. Lineage: Eukaryota; Metazoa; Arthropoda; Malacostraca; Decapoda; Cambaridae.
AUGUUUGUGUCGUCCAGUUGUGUACAGUGUAAACAGGAACAGUGUAAACAGGAACAGUGUAAACAGGAGCAGUGUAAACAGGAACAGUGUAAACAGGAGCAGUGUAAACAGGAACAGUGUAAGCAGGAGCAGUGUAAACAGGAGCAGUGUAAACAGGAACAGUGUAAACAGGAACAGUGUAAAGAGGAGCAGUGUAAACAGGAGCAGUGUAAACCGGAGCAGUGUAAACAGGAGCAGUGUAAACAGGAACAGUGUGAACAGGAACAGUGUAAAGAGGAUCAGUGUAAACAGGAACAGUGUGAACAGGAACAGUGUAAAGAGGAUCAGUGUAAACAGGAACAGUGUGAACAGGAACAGUGUAAACAGGAGCAGUGUAAACAGGAACAGUGUGAACAGGAACAGUGUAAACAGGAGCAGUGUAAACAGGAGCAGUGUAAACAGGAGCAGUGGAAACAGCAGUGGAAACAGGAACAGUGUAAACAGGAACAGUGUGAACAGGAGCAGUGUAAAGAGGAACAGUGUAAACAGGAGCAGUGUAAACAGGAACAGUGUAAACAGGAGCAGUGUAAACAGGAACAGUGUAAACAGGAACAGUGUAAACAGGAACAGUGUAAACAGAAGUAA